GAUUUACGGCAGCGUGGCACGUUUACGGCCUCUCAUGUUGAUUGCGGUGAUAGAGGUAAACAAGCAACCUCGGUGUGGCUUUCUUCCCCCAAAGAGGAACUAUCACCGAGCGAGUAGUGACAAUGCUUCUCCAAAGUCGAGCUGCAUUUGCCCUUGGUCUUCGCAUGUGCUCCACUCAUGUGACCAAAGGACCAGUGAUAGACACAACAAGGCCCAACUCAGACAUGUCUGAAUUCCGCAAGGUCUUUUCCAAAGCCAGGCACAUAGUUAUCAUCACAGGGGCAGGUGUGAGUGCGGAGAGUGGAGUACCAACCUUCAGGGGAGAAAAUGAGAAGUGGAGGAAGUGGCAGUCUCAGGACCUGGCUACUCCAGAGGCCUUCUCUCGCACCCCGUCUCGGGUCUGGGAGUUCUACCAUUACAGAAGGGAGCUGGCAUUGAACAAGAAGCCCAAUGCUGCCCAUCUGGCUAUAGCAGAGUGUGAGGCCCGGCUGAGGAAGCAGGGGCGCUCCGUGGUUGUCAUCACCCAGUGCACAGAUGACCUUCACCGACAGGCUGGGUCCAAACACAUGCUCAAGAUUCACGGCAGUCUAAUGGAGACGUACUGUGUGAGUUGUGGACACGUGACCAUGAACAAGCGUAGCCCUAUAUGUGCUGCCCUAAAGGACAAAGGUGCACCUGACCCAGAUGUCGCUGAUGCCCAGAUUCCAGUGGAUAAACUGCCAAGGUGUGAAGAAAAUGACUGCCAUGGUCUGCUGAGGCCCAACGUGGUGUUUUUUGGAGAAACUCUGGACUCCCAUAUCCUGACCAAAGUGGAAAAAGAGAUGGAAAUCUGUGAUCUCUGUCUGGUGGUGGGCACGUCUUCAAUCGUUUACCCAGCAGCCAUGUUUGGCCCCCGGGUUGCAUCCAGAGGCAUCCCAGUGGCAGAGUUCAACACACAAACAACACCGAAAACCGAAUACUUCACGUACCAUUUCCAGGGUCCAUGUGGAACUACACUGCCUCCAGCUUUGGCAAGACAUGAGUCAGAGGUUAUUAACUGACUUUACAGACAGCAGUCCUCGGCUUCUUCUGUAGUCUAAUGCAAUCCAAAGCUGUGAGGUUUCAAAACUUUUUUUUCAAAUCUUUUCCUUAAAAUUGGUUUAGCUGUUAAUGCUUGGUAGAGGGAGAGCUGUAAAUAAUUGAGCAUUUUAAGACUUUGAGUUGGAUCUUUUAAUACUUGAAUAUACAGUAUAACUCACUAAACUGGAAAUGGGAUUUUGAAUGUUUUACAUAUUUGCUGCUUAGAGUUAAGCAAGAACUAUGCAGCUUCUUAUAAAAAAAGGCAGUGCACUAUGUAUGUAGUUCUUUCCAUUGGAAACAUUUCCUCAGGUAUCAGAGGUCAUUGUUAUUCUUUACAUAUGAGAUGCAGGUGAGGAAUUGUUAUAUUUUAGAUAUACUGUGCUCUAAAAUUAUGCUGUAGAACAGAACAACAUUUUACACCCGGUGCCAGUGGAGAGCAUUCCUCUUUUCUCUUUCCACCAAAUGAACAGAUGUACAGACCGUAACAUAAUCUUGUGCCUUUCAAAACUGUUUACACAACCUUGACCAAAUGCUCACUUUAAACCUGAAGUGAAAAUCAACUGCUGUUACAGAGAUUUAGCCGAGUGCAGUGUUUGUUUAUGACCAAGGACUGAGAGGGUAGAAAGAGGGAAAAUGUCUUUUCAAUCCUCACCUGAAUCAGCAUUACUCCAUUCUCAUACUGUGUGACUGUGUUUAGUAUAAGUAUAGUUAGAUGUCAUGGAUUAUUCAUGAUGAAUUUGAUACAUUUUUACACGAUUCAGUAUCUGUUUUCAAAAUAUACGUAUGUGUUCGAUCACUGUAAAUUGAAAUUGUCUAAAAAUGAAAGCAACUGUAUGAAAGCAGAUAAUAUUUAAUAACAUGAUCUGUAUUCUUAACUACUUUUUGCCCAUAAACAUCACACACAAUUUCUUAUGAUGUAUUCUAUUAAAUCUGCCAGUGCAAUGAUUAUGAAUAUAAAUAUUAAAACACUAAAUCUA
Xiphias gladius (swordfish) is the source of this 2036-nucleotide messenger RNA. RefSeq names its product sirtuin 5 (gene sirt5). Bases 123 to 1040 code for a protein of 305 amino acids. Gene Ontology annotation, molecular function: NAD+ binding; protein-succinyllysine desuccinylase activity; protein-malonyllysine demalonylase activity. The transcript has 9 exons. NCBI's taxonomy places the organism in Eukaryota, Metazoa, Chordata, Actinopteri, Istiophoriformes, Xiphiidae. The record is from RefSeq and is a predicted model, not a curated record.